AUCUGCUUUCAGAUUCCACAGAAAGCACUUGCAGAGAUCUUCUGGAGACUUGGAGCUCUCUGGAAGCUGCACAUUACACAAUGAAAAUCUUUCUGGCCUUCCUUCUUGCAAUGGGCAUCAUAGUGACACAGGGUGAUGCUUUCUGCUUUAGUAAAUUGUUCAAGCCAGGAGAGGCUGAAAAAGGCUGUAUGCUGGAUGGAGUAUUAUAUCCCUUUGGAGAGAUUCCAAGGACAGAAAAUUGCUUCAGAUGCAGCUGCAGCAAAAACGAAAUGCAUUGCUGCUCCCUCUAUCACACUCCUGUGAAUUAUGAUAAAGAAACAUGUAAAGUCAUUUUCAACAAGAAAAACUGUGACUAUGAGGUGGUGCAGAAGCACCCUUCAAAGCCAUGCUCUGGGUAUGCUCGUGUAGGCUAACAGUGUGCCCUGCUCCAAGCUACUCUGUGCCGUGGGAUUCGCCUGUUCCUGGAGAUGCUCAAAGACAUGAGAGAUCUUAUAAGAAAGAGUACUUCAGUGGAUCCAUCUUAAUCUCCCAAUUAUUCUAAUUCAGUAUACAAGAUGAAUAAUUAGUGACAAAGCCUUAUUUCUGUCAUUACUUGCAUUGAUAUCACUGAGCUUUGUUGAACUCAAUAAAUGCAGAUGAAACAUCCAGAA
Gallus gallus (chicken) is the source of this 650-nucleotide messenger RNA. RefSeq names its product beta-microseminoprotein-like. The transcript is spliced from 4 exons. Bases 81 to 413 code for a protein of 110 amino acids. The record is from RefSeq and is a predicted model, not a curated record. NCBI's taxonomy places the organism in Eukaryota, Metazoa, Chordata, Aves, Galliformes, Phasianidae.